AUCUUUUUCACCUUACACUCCCGUGUUGCUUAUCUAUUGUCAUUGUAUUUGCGGGUUUCUCUCAUCAUGUCCUGCAACUAACUAGGGUUUUCCUCCAUGAACUCUCACAUCCAAUAGUAAAUUCCCAAAACUUCUCUUCUGGUCGCAUGCUUCUUUUUCACUUGCAUUAUUAAAGACUUAGGGAUCGUGAAAGAGCCUUAAUUCCACAAGAGAGAAAAAAGCAAUCAAGUUUGACUUUUGGUUGCAGUGAUCAAGAUCGUCACAUGGCUUCUUCUAGCUACUCAAACUCUCCCUGUGCUGCCUGCAAGUUUUUGAGAAGGAAGUGCAUGCCGGAUUGCAUUUUUGCCCCAUAUUUCCCACCAGAAGAGCCUCACAAGUUUUCCAAUGUUCACAAGAUAUUUGGUGCAAGCAACGUGAGUAAGCUUCUCAAUGAAGUCCAACCCCAUCAAAGAGAGGAUGCAGUGAACUCUUUAGCUUAUGAAGCCGAGGCACGGAUUAAAGAUCCAGUUUAUGGCUGUGUUGGAGCCAUUUCAGUGCUCCAAAGGCAAGUGCUUAGGCUCCAAAAGGAACUUGAUGCAACAAAUGCAGAUUUGAUUCGCUUUACAUGCAGUGAAAUGGAAACUACUCAAGAUGGAAGAAGGAUUGGUGAAGGGGGAGGUUCUUCCCUUGGUCAAUCUCCAGGGUUUUAUUAUCCUUAUGCUUGGAACAAUGAUCCACUUGGGGAUGGUUUUCAAAGAGGAGGUGACAAUAAUAUGUGAUCUUCAACCUUCUUAUAACCCGUUUGGUUUACUUUUAGGAAGUAUAAAAAUGAGAAAACAUCACAUGAUAUACUUUUUGUUGACAUACUUCAAUAAAAAGUGCAUUGCAAUGUGUUAUUUGCUCAUUAUAUACUUUUUAAUAGUAAAUCAGACGAACUCCGAGUCCAUCUGCAUAUCACGAAAAUUUUCGUAUUAAUCUCUUAAGGGCUUCUUAUUGUAUAGUCUUUAAGAGAUGAAGUGGGUGAGUCUGUAUAUAAUCCAUCUAUCUACAUAUCCAUCUAUCCAUAUAUACAUAUAUAUAUUUGUAGGAAAAUAAUAUAACACUCAAAUUCCACUUCACACCCAGAGAGGUAAAAAUAUAUAGGAGAGAAAUGAAAGAUGCAGUGAAUCAUGUGAUAAAAAAGAGAAAAUAAGAAAAAAAAGUGGAUGUGAAUGUAUCAAAACUUAAAUUUGUAUUGUGUGGUUCUAAAGGUAUAUGAAUAAAAUAUAAAUAUUGUGA
Lotus japonicus is the source of this 1257-nucleotide messenger RNA. Its product is annotated as LOB domain-containing protein 25-like. The coding region runs from base 264 to 758 and encodes 164 amino acids. The transcript is spliced from 2 exons. The record is from RefSeq and is a predicted model, not a curated record. NCBI's taxonomy places the organism in Eukaryota, Viridiplantae, Streptophyta, Magnoliopsida, Fabales, Fabaceae.